UAAUAAUUAUUCUUUACGAACUUUGCAUAUCUUAUUCCAUCGAAAAAAGGCAAUGAAACAGUGUAUUUUAAAUUAAUAUCUUCGUUUACUAGAAACAUUGUCAUAAUAAAACACUCGAUGUGCUUAUUCCGAUUCUUAAAUUUUUCGUUGAUUUCCCUUUAUUUUUUUCAAAAAAUUGUGAGAUAGAACAAACUAUAGAUUUGUAAUACUGGGCAGUGAAUAUUGUCUGAACGCACUUUAGCGUUUACCGUGUCUGAAAGAUACGGUAUCGCAGAAACUCCCUAUUAUGUCCGUGGCUGCACCACCAUGGUGGGGAUAUAUGAGCGUUCCAGCAUGGUUUUAGUUCAACACAUAGAACUCUAGGCGCAUCGAUACUUUUAGAACCUGGCAACCCUGAAGCCCGUAACCUUUCCGAGAUAUGGUGGCAAGACUCACUCGUGUAUGUUAUGGCUGAAUAUACCUGACAGCAAUCUGACAUUUUUAUAGAAGUCUGCGGGUUUGAGUCUUCCAUGGUAUCUUCCGCAGUAACACAUCGGUGGUGGUGGUGAUGAUGGUGUGAGGAACCUUAUUAUUUCCGCUAUGGUUCCGAGUUCCACAAGUUGCUUCUACAUGGAUAUCACAAAUGAAGCAUCAGUUAUCGCCAGUUGAGCAAGACCAAUCGGCACAAAGGGGUUUACAUUUCUCGGACCGAGGAUGCCUGAUGAUUACAAUAAUUUCUUCAACCCGAACAUUUGUCACGUUUGCAAAACGACGGAUAACGGCAGUUUCGUGAUGUGCGAUCAGUGCUACAUGGUCUCUUACUGCGGCGGUGAUCACAGAGAGGUGCACCGCUCCUCUCACACGGAGAUCUGUGCGGCUAUCAAAAAGCUUCUGAAGAAGGAGUCGCAAUGGGACGCUUGCCCUUUGAACCUGCAGGAUUGGAUCCAGUUGAGGGAGGAAUUUCUACGUUCGGUCAAGACGGAGCUGUCGCGCGAACUGAUGUCGCACGAAGUACAGAUGAUCAGGUUCGCGAAAUCAUGUCUCAUUUGUCAUCAGCAGACGAAUCUCUACACCUGCAUGAUCUGCCAUUCCGCCAACUAUUGCGUCGAUCACGCCGAAAUCUUCAACAGCUAUCACAGUUACUCUUGCAAGGAGCUCUUGUUGUGUCUCAGUCUAGAUAUCGAUCUUUUCCACGGUAUGGGGUCGAUGAUGAAAUUCACCAAGUUCCCCAAUGAAGGUAGACCUUGUAUUAACAUGGACACGUUUGUCAAACACUACGUGCAAAGAACGCACACCAGUAGGGAGCUCGACGACUGGCACUUUCCUGAGUACUUCUACUCUGAUUACGCAUCGGGUCCUCUGACAUUGUAUUAUGGAAUGGAGGAUACGAAUUUGAUAGAUUCUCUAAACAUACCGGAAGAUGCUUGCUACGUCAUUCAUAUAAUAGAUGCAAAGUUUGUUGAUAGGAAGUAUGUGCUGUCCUGGGAGAUUUUCCUGCAUCUUUUACGAUACAAGAUAAACGGAUUGAAGAUUGUACUCAUAGGAUCUGAAUUACAGAAUGAAUGUAACAACAUGAAAUUCUGUAGCAGAUGCAAUCACAUGUACAGUCAAAAGCUCAGCUUCGAAUCUUACCAUACGUCGUAUCACAGUUAUGUGGCCAGCGAAUCGUACAAGCAACCAAAUGUGAUUGUAGGAUUUGAAGCAGAUCUUAGCAAUGGGGAGGCGUGGUCAGAGUCGAUUUUAAAAUUACGAGAGCAGAACUGUCCCCUGCUCUUAACUACCAAAUCGAAACUUAAAGCCGAACGGAACAUAAACGGAAUACAAGAAGUUCUAGGUACAUCUCUGAUCCCUUUGUACAAUGACAACAAUAAAUUUGGCUCGCGCAGACCGUGGAGAGACGUCGAGACUAAUUAUGUAUAUUUUCGUAAUAGUCAUUUAAUCAUAUACCGAAGUUUAUAUAAUUGAUGGACGCCAUUCUGUACUAUGUACACAUUGAAGCUCUCGUAUAUGAUGUAAUAUCAUAUUUGAUAACGUUACGUUAUAUGUUAUUGUAAAUGUACAAAAUAUGUAUAACAUACAUAUUUAUGCACAUGUACAAAAUAUAUUGUUUCUUUGAACGAAUAACUAUGUUUUAAUAAAGAAUACAUUUAAUUGCAGUUCUUCGUGAUAUUUGUCAUUAGUAAUAAUACAAAAGUAAACAAACCGAUCCGAUGAGAAACAUCCAUAAUAGUG
Messenger RNA from Dinoponera quadriceps, 2211 nucleotides. RefSeq lists its product as uncharacterized. The record is from RefSeq and is a predicted model, not a curated record. The coding region runs from base 694 to 1944 and encodes 416 amino acids. Gene Ontology annotation, cellular component: extrinsic component of mitochondrial inner membrane. NCBI's taxonomy places the organism in Eukaryota, Metazoa, Arthropoda, Insecta, Hymenoptera, Formicidae. The transcript has a single exon.